Xenia sp. Carnegie-2017 is the source of this 1300-nucleotide messenger RNA. RefSeq names its product probable methyltransferase-like protein 24. NCBI's taxonomy places the organism in Eukaryota, Metazoa, Cnidaria, Anthozoa, Malacalcyonacea, Xeniidae. The transcript has 7 exons. The record is from RefSeq and is a predicted model, not a curated record. Bases 267 to 1214 code for a protein of 315 amino acids.
AUAAUAAUAAUGAUAUGUAGGAACAAAAACUGAAUGCAAACAUUAGACUUCAAGCCACAAAGCAGCUAGAGCCCAGCUGCAAGAGACCAGAAGCGCUCAAAAACAAAGAACAGCACGUGCAAGGUGCAAGUUAUGGUACAAUUAUUUACCAGCUACAAUAAUGGUCAUAUAAUCAUUAAACUUGAGUCAAUUACGAAGAUAAAAGUUGCAAAUUGUAUUUGAAGCCGUCUUAUUGUUGCAAAUCAAAAUCAACAGACAGACAACAGAUGCUUCGAAAUAUCAGGAAAAUAUCUUAUAGUAUUUUAGCUUUAGCAACCUUUAUGUGCGUUGUCUGGACAUAUAAAAAAUUGCGGUUUCAAAAUAUCAUCUUCACUAAGUUAAUGAGUGAUGCCCUCAAAAACUCAAAGUCACGGUCAAUCACAGGAGAUGAUACUAACUUGACAAGGAGUUCCCGAGAUACAACUAGCAUUUUUACAUACAAAGAACCGGAAGUCGCAGGUCAGGGUACUUUUGAUGAAGAGAUGACACGCUAUAAAUUACACAUGUCUAGUCAAGGAGUUGUGUGUAAAAAUAUACGUCACUUUGGAGGAGUUUAUAGGAAAGAUAAAAAUCCACCAGAAUUUGAUCCCGACGGAAUGUGGUACCUCUGCCUUGAUCCUGAAGUUAAACUGAAGAGAGGAUCUUGCAUUGUCUACUCCAUCGGAAUUGCCAACGAAUGGUCCUUUGAUGAUAGCAUUGCAAACUAUGGAUGCCAGGUGUUUUCUUUUGAUCCAUCCAUGCAGCAAAAAGACCAUUUUCAUUCGCCAUACGUACAGUUUUUUCGACUUGGCUUGGCACAUGUUGAUUCCGAAGGAAAACCCAGAGAAUUUGGAAAACUUGCAUGGAAAACAAGAACAUUGAAGAGCAUCAUCAAGGAUCUUCGUCAUGAGAAAAAUUUGAUUGACGUUUUAAAGAUGGACAUAGAGUGCGAUGAAUGGCAAUGUCUACCACAAAUGUUGUCUGAAGGAACCUUAAAAAAAUACGUUAAACAAUUGAAUGUAGAAUUUCAUGUUGUGAGUGAUACUGCGUCAGGCAUUCGUCGUUAUUAUGGUAUAGUCAAGUGGCUUGACAGACAAGGGUUCAAAAUUGCCCACAUGCACAAAAACAUGUUCUGUUGGCAAUGUUAUGAAAUAACGUAUAUAAAUACAAAUCUUAUUAAUCUUCCAUUAAGAUAAAUGCCACUUGCUUAUGGACAUGAAUAUUUCCCUGUCAUUUAAUAAUUUUUAUUUAGAGAAGUAAUAUAAUGGUUACAAUGCUUUUA